Molecule: messenger RNA, 2583 nt
Organism: Camelina sativa (false flax)
Lineage: Eukaryota; Viridiplantae; Streptophyta; Magnoliopsida; Brassicales; Brassicaceae
Product: ubiquitin carboxyl-terminal hydrolase 25
Biological process (GO): protein deubiquitination
Cellular component (GO): nucleus; cytosol
Molecular function (GO): cysteine-type deubiquitinase activity
Source: RefSeq, a predicted model, not a curated record
UAAUUAUAACAUCGCGAAGGAUUUGUGGGGUUUGUUGCUGGGCGGGUCUCUUCCCUCGGCAGUUACCUUCAUCGAAUUCGAUCUUCUUCCUCUUCCGAAAUCGUUAAAUCUUCCCAUAAAAUUCCUUCUAGAAAUUGACGGCGAAGCCUAAGCGCGUGAAUUAGAGACAAGAGACAGAGAAAGAGAAAAACAAACGCCUCGUUGUUGGUGGCGGAGGGAGAUGCGAUCGCAGCUGUUGGCUACGCCGUGGCGGCGAGUCAGCGAUGAGCGGUUGCUUGUGUGGUUAUCUCCGGCGGAGAAUAACCGAUUUUGAAUGGGAUAUAAUAAACUGCAGAUGAGCUGGAUGCCGAGUCUACUGAGUCAGAAGCGUAGGAAUGGUCCUCCCUUAGGGUUACGAAAUCUCGGCAACACCUGCUACCUCAAUAGUGUCCUUCAGUGCCUCACUUACACUCCUCCUCUCGCUAAUUUCUGCCUUACUCACAAACACUCCUCUCACUGCGACUCGUUUGUGGAUGGGGAGCGGAAACGGGACUGUCCUUUCUGCAUAGUAGAGAGAAGAAUAGCAAGGUCUCUUAGUGUGGAUCUAACAACCGAUGCGCCUAACAAGAUUUCAAGCUGCCUUAAAAUUUUUGCUGAGCAUUUUAAGUUUGGUCGUCAAGAAGACGCUCAUGAGUUCUUGCGGUAUGUCAUUGAUGCAUGCCACAAUACAUCUCUCCGCUUAAAGAAGUUGCGAGUCAAGGGUAAUGAGCCCUUUAAUGGCAAUACUACUGCUGUGAUGGAGAUUUUUGGUGGCUCUUUGCAGAGCCAGAUUAAGUGUUUGUCAUGUGGUGCUGAGUCUAAUAAAGCGGAUGAGAUUAUGGAUAUCAGUCUUGAGAUUUUGAACAGUAGCUCAUUGAAGGAAUCGUUGCAAAAGUUCUUUCAGCCUGAGAUUUUAGAUGGCAACAAUAAGUAUAGAUGUGAGAGCUGUACGAAAUUGGUGACGGCAAGGAAGCAGAUGUCUAUACUCCAAUCCCCUAACGUCCUUGUUAUUCAAUUGAAAAGGUUUGGGGGUAUUUAUGGUGGGAAGAUAGAUAAAGCCAUUUCAUUUGGUGAGAUUCUGGUUCUCUCGAACUUCAUGAGUAAAGCAAGCAAGGACCCUCAAACGGAGUAUAAGCUUUUUGGAAUAAUUGUGCAUGCAGGAUUUUCUCCUGAAUCUGGGCAUUAUUAUGCAUACGUUAAGGAUUCCUUGGGCCAAUGGUAUUGCUGCAAUGAUUCUCUUGUCUCACGCUCCACCUUGCAGGAGGUUUUGUCAGAGAAAGCUUAUAUCCUGUUUUUCAGCCGUUCAAACCCGAGGCCAGCAUCUGCUAAAACUCUGGUGACAUCCAAUGGGACUACAUCUCCUGAGGUUAAUGGCUGCGAGACAUCAAAGCCCCAGAAGUUUAUCGGUCCCCUUAAUGGUUUCAACAUGAAACGUCAAGCCGAGCAGUCCGUCCAGAAGGCUAACCUAGCUCCUACAAAGCCCCAUAAAUUCAUUGGACCCAAACCACGAACCGAGCAGGCCCUUCAAAAGGAUAACCUGCUUUCUUCCAAAGUAGAAUUGGCGCCUCUAAAGCCACAUGCGAAGAUAUCUGUCAACCUUGUCAACCUUAAUGCCAAAAGGGUCUCUCCCUCGGUCAAUGGUAGACUACUUUCUUUCCACCAAGAUGAGAACAUAGCUCCGAAGGCGAACAAAGAGAAUAGUGUAUCAGUUUCGUCAGCUAGAGUUUUCUCUGGCAAGGAGAGAAAGUUUGGUACUGAAAAUGGUGGCAAUGGAGUUAAAGAAAACGGCUGUGCACCAGGUAGUAGUAGUAAUCAUAAAGUGGCAUUGCAAACCAAUGGGCAUAGUAAUGGCUCCAGCAAUGGGGGUGAUCACCACAAGGAUAACCUUAAUCCAUGCGAGAGUAAUGGCUCACAAAAUGAAACUGAUCACCAGGAAAAUGAGAAGAACGAUGUUACUACCACUCAAGCCAAAGCCUUGGGCUCUUCAACAAAAGAAGACCCUUGCAUUUUGCUCAGGAAAGAUGAGUCAUCUCGGAAUGAACUUGAAGCAAUAAAAGAGAGCCUGAAGAAAGAUGCGCUGUCACAUCUACGGUCAUGCGGAUGGUAUGAUAAGGUACAAAUCUCCAUGCGUGCCAAGAAGAGAUUGCGCACAGAGCAAUCAGGAGGAGAAGAUGGUAACGACUUAAAGAGGAGGUUGAUUGAAGAUGUAAAAACAAGUUUAAAAUCGCAGAUUCCAGAAGAACUAAAAGCAGAUCUGGUAAGCCGUAUCUGGGAAAUUAGCAAGAAGAAGUACUCGUGAAACAUUGGUUUUGCUUAAACCAAAAUGACUUGGAUGCUUAAAUCCCCUACUUGGUUCCCCACAACACACUCUUCAGUCCUCAUUUUCCAUCAUUGCUUAACCCAUCUGGUUGGUGUGUGAUACAGUGAGAGCGGAUCGAGAUUUUUUCCUAUGAGGGUCUCUUAUUAUUACAUUUUUGGAAGAGAGUAAAAAGUAAAUUACCGGAAAAGGAAAAAUUAAUAGAUAUCUCAUUCUGUAUAAUAUAAAGCCUUCUUUUUGUUCUCGUA